AGCUUAGGUUGAAGCCUGAGUGCAGGGCUUUCCCUGUUGCAGACCUUCCUCUUACCCUAAGGAAAUAAAAAUCUACUAGCAACUAGCAGACACAGUUGGUCACUACAGACCUUAGGAUAAAAGACAGUGACACUAAUAAAGGGUGCUGCCACUUGAGGAAGAGGCUUUUUAUGAGACUGACUCACACAGUGGCCUAGGCUGGCUUCUAUCUAACUCAAAGCAAUCCUCCUGCUUCAGCCCCCUGACAAACUGGGAUAAGAAUAAUCCACCAGCUUGAGUUAUGUCUUCUCUUGAAAAUACAUGCAGAGGGCUGUAUCUACCUGGCUUUAAACCGACUCUCCAUCUUCCCUCCCUACAUCUCUCCUUCUUCUUCUCCUUUCCCCAACGUCCUGUGCCGUCUCUUAGUGCCACCUCCCUUGACCCUGUGAAACCCUAGUGUUCACAACUGAGAGCCAAGUAUACUUCCCUGACAACAGAAAGCAUCAUGGGGGAAUUCUGAGAAUCGCCCCGCAUAAGCCAGCAGUGCUUUAUGUUCAAGGCUUAAAUUUAGCAAGUACAAAGGGUUUACAGCUCUGCGAGUAGCUGCUCCGUGACAGCAUCGCUCUGCAGUCACGGGCCCACCGCCUGCCUGUAAGGAACCCCAUCUGGGAGACGGGAAGCCGCGGUGCACUCAGGGAAAGUAUGCUGGAUUGCUUCUUUGUCUCUGGAACAUUUCUGGACAUGCAUGGCACUUCAAACAAAUCAAUGUUAUUCACAGCAGGGCAACUGUGUUCUCUACUCUGAAGAGAAUGGAAGGCCUUCAGAAGAGCACAUAUGGAACUAUAGUUGAAGGGACUCUGUGAAAGUCAAAAGUCACCUAAAUUUAUAGCCAAACAGUUAGGAGCAUGGAGUUAUGCCUGUUUUUCUGGGAUGGAGGACCAUGGCUUUGAGGAACUAUCCACAAGGACCCAUGACCUCAACGUCAGAAGACUCACUAAGGGAAACAUAAACUUUCUCUUGUCUACAGGACAAGAAACCUACAGUGUAGAAGACUCUGGCCGCCUGAGGAUCCUCCUGGUGGGUAAAUCUGGCUGCGGAAAAAGUGCCACAGGGAACAGCAUUCUCCGCAGACCAGCGUUCGAGUCCAGGCUCAGAGGCCAGUCUGUGACCAGGACCAGCCAGGCAGAGAUGGGCACAUGGGAGGGAAGGAGCUUCCUAGUGGUGGACACACCCCCCAUCUUUGAGUCAAAGAUCCAGAACCAAGACAUGGACAAGGACAUUGGGAACUGCUACCUGAUGUGUGCCCCAGGACCCCAUGUGUUGUUGCUGGUGACCCAACUGGGACGCUUCACAGUCGAAGAUGCCAUGGCUGUGAGGAUGGUGAAGCAGAUCUUUGGGGUAGGGGUCAUGAGGUACAUGAUUGUCCUCUUCACCCACAAGGAAGACCUGGCAGAUGAGUCCUUGGAAGAGUUUGUGACCCACACAGGCAACCUCAACCUGCACAGACUGGUUCAGGAGUGUGGGAGGAGGUACUGUGCCUUUAAUAACAAGGCUUCUGGGGAGGAGCAGCAGGGGCAGCUGGCAGAGCUCAUGGCCCUGGUGAGAAGACUGGAACAGGAGCGUGAGGGCUCCUUCCACAGCAAUGACCUCUUCGUUUAUACUCAGGUGUUCCUUAGAGGUGGCUACAGUGAACACCAGGAGCCAUACAAGUUCUACCUGACCAAGGUGAGGCAGGAGGUAGAGAAGCAGAAGAGGGAGCUGGAGGAACAGGAGGGGAGCUGGAUGGUUAAAAUGCUUUGCAGAGUCACGUCCUGCUUGGACUGGCACAUUGCAGUGUCUGUUCUUCUUAUUGUUCUUGGUCUGACCCUUCUCAUCACUUUAAUUAACAUGUACAUUGGCAGGUGGAAAUGAGCCUCUUUGGGUGAAUCCUGCCAUUAUCCCUGUCCACCAAAGUUCCCCAUCUCCAUGUUAGGGAAGCUCAGUCUUCAAUUAAUUUCACUAUCAUUCACUGCUCCUGUGGAUGAGACAUGUUAGAACGCUUCUAAAUACCGUUAAGUAAAUAAAAUAUGAAAGAAGAA
Molecule: messenger RNA, 2057 nt
Organism: Rattus rattus (black rat)
Lineage: Eukaryota; Metazoa; Chordata; Mammalia; Rodentia; Muridae
Product: GTPase IMAP family member 5
Exons: 5
Coding region: 910-1890 (326 amino acids)
Molecular function (GO): GTP binding
Source: RefSeq, a predicted model, not a curated record